Molecule: messenger RNA, 1270 nt
Organism: Folsomia candida
Lineage: Eukaryota; Metazoa; Arthropoda; Collembola; Entomobryomorpha; Isotomidae
Product: calcium release-activated calcium channel protein 1
Exons: 2
Coding region: 396-1172 (258 amino acids)
Biological process (GO): store-operated calcium entry
Cellular component (GO): membrane
Molecular function (GO): store-operated calcium channel activity
Source: RefSeq, a predicted model, not a curated record
ACAAAACCACACAUAGCUUGUACAUACAAGUUUACCAUUAGUACAUAACAAAACUACGACCUUUUCAGCUAUACGAAAACAACUGAUGUAUGCUAAAUAGCAGUAAAAGUUAUUCUACAAUUCCAUUUUUGGAUCAACUUCCAGCAGAAUAAUUACCAUUCCUAUUUGUAAUAAGGUUUUAUUUAACGUAAAUAUUUUAACAGGGAUUUAUCUGUAUUGUGAAUUUUUAUAUUGUGGUGGUUUCGACGCGGAUAUAAUUUUUCGCUUUAUCAUUGCGUCGCAUAUUUAUUCCUGUGCCGCAAAUUGAGAUAAUGCGUACCACAAAUAUUUUCGUCUGCGUUUUCUAGUCAAUUUUGUGAUAAAAAGCAUACAUUCAAGUCACGGAACGCUGAAUCAUGGAGGGAAGCGAAGGUUCCGAAGGUUCGACUCUCGAACCAGAUGAAAACACACUGAUUUGGCGACGACUUCAACUCAGCAAGGCCAAAUUGAAGGGUGUUACGGAAAUGGCAGCUCUGAUGGCUGGAUUCUCUGUGAUUGCCACCGUCGAACUGACCAUCGAAAAAGGUACAAGCGAAGCCCUUCUCGUCUCCUUCGCCGUCACGACGGCCCUUCUCGUUUCCACCACCAUGCUUUCAAUUAUGAUCGCCACCUGUAUUUUACCCCACAUCGAGGCCGUCGCCAAGCUAGAGUCGAUAAGCCUCGCGAGAAAGUCACCCCACGACGAUGUCAGUUUCUACAUUGAUCUCGCCUGGUUUUUAGCCAACACCGUCUCAAUCUUCCUCUUCAUCGUGGACGUAAUUCUCCUCUGUUGGAUAAAGUUUCCUACAACGCCGGCAAUCUCGAUUACCGCAAUUAUGGUCCCCGUCCUCAUACUUUUGUUCAUUUUUAGCAUAGUCUUCUACCGACAAACUGUCCACCAUCAGAUUAACAUGGCCGAUAAGAAGUUGGAUGAGCUGCGAGCUCUAAGCGUCAAAUUGAGGCUGAACGCGACGGAUUAUAAUUACGAUGAUGAUGAAGACGAUCAAAAUAACAGUAGCAGCAGUGGUGGUCGGCGUAAUAAUCCGACCUCUGGGGAUGUGGGGAUUACUAUUUUAAAUCAUAAUGCUCACAGUCUCAACCCCACGACAGGAUUACCUUUGACGUCCGCCAUAAAAAAAAUGAGUACAGUUUGAGUAAUAUUCCUUAACUAUAAGAUAUUUUUUUAUCAAUUUAGUACAUUAGUUGUGAUGAGUAUUUUAUUAAAGACAUUGUCAAUAUGACGUUACUACUA